Messenger RNA from Babesia microti strain RI, 1455 nucleotides. Its product is annotated as Protein kinase domain. NCBI's taxonomy places the organism in Eukaryota, Apicomplexa, Aconoidasida, Piroplasmida, Babesiidae. Gene Ontology annotation, molecular function: ATP binding; protein tyrosine kinase activity; protein serine/threonine kinase activity. Gene Ontology annotation, cellular component: cytoplasm. The record is from RefSeq and is a predicted model, not a curated record. Gene Ontology annotation, biological process: peptidyl-serine phosphorylation; peptidyl-threonine phosphorylation. The transcript has a single exon. The coding region runs from base 1 to 1455 and encodes 484 amino acids.
AUGACAUUCAGAUCCAGGCCUUGGCCUUGGCCCUGUUUCGUGUUGCAGGAGAUUGGCAAUCGCGAGCUGCGUCAUUUUAUGUCACUGGCCAAUCCCCCGGCUGGGACAGCGUUAUAUCGUGACAUUGAGCGGCUGAAACAGGAAUCUGUUCUUUAUAGCUUUGACAUUGAUGACACUGCUGAGCGCCAAAGCCCCAGAUUUGGCACUAGCCCAUCCUUUGAUUCAUUUGUACCUCCCCUUUCGGUGUGCUCUAGUGAUUUUGAAAGCGGAGAUUGGAAUGCCAGAUACUUUGGCGGCGACACUCGAUCAUUUAGGCUGCACCAGAAAGAGGUGCUUAGGGCUAAAAAUGUCGGCGCCUGCGGCGCCCUGCAGCUAAGGAUAGUCCUCGACCCCUUGCAGAUGGGAUACCAAGAUAUAGAUGACAAUACAAUUGGGGAAGGUUCGAUAGUUAUAGAUAACUACCAAAUUGGAUCGCUAAUCGGACAGGCAGCUCAUUCUGUUGUAUUUGUUGCUAAAUCACUGGACUCUGGCGCAAAGGUUUGCGUCAAGGUGUCGCUACAAUGCCGAGAUUCUGUUGCACUAUCCCUUGCCGAAAUACAGGCGUUGAAAUUGAUGGCUGCCGCUUGCAAAUGCGACGAAUACAUGUUGGAAAUGCUUGACUUUUUUUUCUACCGUGGCCGUGUAUUCAUGGUUGCCGAGCUUUUGGGACCAAACUUGUACGAGCUGUAUUCUGGGCGAGCCACGCCAAACCACGAUUGUGGGCUUAUUGGACGCGUCUCAGAGGGUGGUGGCCCUUCUGCCCUUAGCAUAGAGGGUAUUUCUAUUGCGGCUAGAUCCCUGCUGAUCGCAUUGGCCAAGCUGCAGGAUUUGGGUCUAUUCCACGGCGAUAUAAAACCAGAAAACGUAUUGGCAUGCUGUCGUAAUGGCAAAUGUAGCGUAAAAUUGAUAGAUUUUGGUUCUUCCCACUUUAUUUGUGAGGAUGUUAAUUGUUAUCAACAGAGCCGGCCUUAUCGGGCGCCGGAGAUGGCCCUGGGCCUCCCCUACGACACCAAGGCCGACCUUUGGUCCCUGGGUGCCAUGCUGGCUGAGCUGUGGGUUGGUAGGCUUUUGUUUCCCAGCGACAACAACGCAACGCUGGUGUCGUCUAUCAUCUCCCUGCUGGGCGAUAUACCGCAGUACAUGGCCAGCGCCUCCACCGUCCUUUUGGGGGACUGCUCCUUCUUCAUCUCCGACGGGUGUGUGAUAGAAUUGUACGGCUCUUCCGCCGGAAGGCUGGCCAGACCCCAAAAAUCGUGCCUGCGGACGCUCCUCCGGCUAGCUAGGCCGGAGGGCUGCGGCGACCAGACGCUGGACGAGUUUCACGACUUGUUGACCAGGCUGAUGGCGCUGGACCCCACCAAGAGACCCGACCCCGGGGCACUGCUGGACCACCCCUUCGUAAGGGCAGCACCCUGA